This is a messenger RNA of Hymenoscyphus albidus, 4182 nucleotides long. The record is from the annotation of a GenBank genome assembly. Lineage: Eukaryota; Fungi; Ascomycota; Leotiomycetes; Helotiales; Helotiaceae.
GGUGACUUGAGACGGUGUAGAAAAAAGGGAGGUUCGAAAGCAUUGUAAGCUGUACAACAGUCAUCCUCAGCACUCCGUUCCCGUUUUUUCUGGUGCGCUAUGCGAGAUGCCGUUGGCUGGGAUCAAGAAUCGGUGAUACGUGAGUGGGAACCCGCCCUUCCGCUGUGCUGGGUUGCCCUUCGAUGGUGGUUCACCGCAAGUUGAGACGAGGCUCCAGGCUGAGUGUGGUGUUGGUGUUGGCGGGAGGGGAGCCGUUUUUUGUAUAAGGGGGUGAAACUUCUUUGUUGUCUGGAAAAGGGUUACCGACUUCUUCCCUCUCUCUCUUUUUUGAUUGUUUGAGUGUGAGAUUUGAGUGUUGGACUAUCUUUUGGCCUGUUUGAGUCCGGCGUGUUGGUUAGUGCUGGAUUGUACCGAGUAGUACUGGUACUGUACAAGUAGCGGAGUGAAUACCUUUACUUUCCAAUUUGGGUUUACGAUAAGGACUGAGCGACGAGGGAUUGCAUCAUCGUCGCCUUUUUUACUUUUUCCUCUUGACGGGCUGGACUGAGUAUUUGGGAGAAACGACAGCCAUUCUUGUUGGGAAAACCACACGAGAAGAUAACGGUCCAUGAUUGCAAAGGGAGAUCAAGCGUCAAUGGGGAUGAACGAAAUGACGACUCAAGAGGAAUCCAGAAAGUUGAGGGAGGAGGGGAAUGCGCUUUACAAGUCGGGAAAUGUGAUGCAGGGUUGGUCCUUGAUUUCCUCUCCCUUCCUUAUCUCUGCUGGGAAUGACGAGGAGUCCAUCCUAUUUCGACCCAUCUUUCCAUCUUUCCAUCUCCCUAUUCUAGCUUCAAAAUUGAAAUCAUAUCUGACAAUAUUCACAGCGGUUCCCAAAUACCGUCAAGCAGCAAAAAUAACACCACAUGACCCAGCACCGUUGGGAAACAUCUCAGCAGCGCUUGUUGAGAUUGGCAAGUAUGAAAAUGCAAUUGCUUUCGCCGAGAGAGCUAUCAAACUUCAUAAAUUGAAGUUGGCCGAUGCGGAGUCGGUGGUGAAGGAACAGGAGCAGAUCAAGAAGUUGGAGGAGAGAGUCAAUCGAGCAAAGGGUUUAUGUAGAGUUGUCGAAAAUGGAGAGGAGAGAAAGACGAGGAUGAAGAUUUUCGGCGAGCUGGGAAGGUAUCGUGAGACUUUGUGAGUUUUCUUCUUCCUCUUUCUUUGGUCAUGGUGAUGGCGUGAUGGAGUGGGAUGAAGGCUGAUCUGAAUUUGUACUACAGGCAUUCUGGAUUAGAGUGUUUUCAUGUGGGACAUGAUGAUGCUUAUACCAUGUGGGAUGCUCCAACCGAGAACAUCUUGGAAAAAUGGACGGCCAAAAUGAAAGAAGAAGAGUCUGGAGUUGACGUCGAUGAAAAGGCCAUUGCAAAGAGAGAAUUGAUUUCUUUCCUCUUUGUGGGAAUUGGUGAUGCGAGGAACAUGCUACGAACGAUUAUUGGUAUUGCAGAGGUGGAGAAGACGAAGACGAAGAAAUAUCAUUUUACGAUUAAUGAUAUCAACAAGUGUGCUCUGACCAGAGAUCUUGUCGUUUUCAUGUUAUUGGAGGAUCUUUCACAGCUGGAUCCGGAAAGCGAGGAGCAUACCGAGGUUCUGACGACAAUUUACUUCAUCUACCUUGCACCUAUGAUUCCUCGAUUCGUUUUCGAAAGAAUGCAGCAAACUAUCGAUAAAGCAUUAUCCGCUCUCCAAUCAGGAUCUCAGCCAUCCAAAUUCUUCUAUCUCAGCAAGCAACAUUUCUUGGAAUACAUCAAAGUUCUAAUCUCCUGGAAAGGCUCAGCGCAAACCCUCAUCUCACCCAAAACGGUUAUCCAAGCCGGAACUCGACAAGUAAGUGGAAUACACUCCAUGGGAGAAGACAUUUCGGGAGUAAGUCUCAAAUGCAAAGCCGAACGAGAACUAUACCUUGCUUCUCUCGUUCUCCAACCACCCACCUCGCUUCUCGAAAAGUACGACCCGGUAAUGCUUGAGCUUUUGCAAAAGUAUCAAUCCAGGCCACGAGCCAAUGCUCCCAGGUUCCGUGAUCAUCUCUGCAACCACUGGCAUAUCAAUACAACUAUGAUAGACGAAGACUGGUAUCAUAGUAUGCAAGACAAGAGAGAUAUGGGUUUUGGACAUGAUCCCUUUGAGGCUACGAAGAAAUUUACCGAUGAUGUUUUGGUUGUGAAGAAUCCCGAGAGAUUGUAUGAUUACAUGGUCCCUUUCUUCACUGAGAUGGCGAAGGCUUUGGUCAUUUUGAAUGGAAGAUUGGAGAUUGAGGUUGUGCUUGGAGAUUGCGUGGAUCUUGCUGAGCGACUUCGUUUUGGUCUCUUCCCUACUACUGAGGAAUUCAAGAGUGAGAAUGGAGAGGACUCGGAUUUUGAACAGAGACCAGAGCGUUUCCCUACUUCCUUCCACCGGAUACAUUUGAGUAACGUACCGUGCGUGUCCCAUCACUCUUGGUAUUAUUAUAACAUGCUAACUAUAUGAAUAGGGAUUACCUCAACGGCAACUUCUCAAGCUGUCUUUAUUUCGCUCCUCUCCUAGCUGACGUUCCCUGGUCAGUAUUCAUGUCCACAUCUCUUCGUAAUGGGGGAACUUGGAAAUCCAUCGAAGCUUUCUUGGCCGAAUACCAAUGCAUCACCAGCGAGAGCCAACUAAUGCAACUUACAAACGUAGCCAUUGUCGACAAAGGCCCGGAUGAUUCUCUCGCUCUUCCACACCCCAUGAGUCAGAUGUUUGGUCCUGACAUGGCAGGACUCAUGCAUGGGAUGCCCAUGGCGGGAUACAUAUCCUACACCUACGUGGGCCACAAACCACAACCAUUCCAACGUCUACUUGCAAAGAAACCAUUCAUGAAAUGGAUCUACGCACAGUUCUUCCGACUAGUCCUCCCCUUCAACGUCGACAUCUCCUUCGUCUCGGGGAUCAUCUUCUCCCCACUAAACAUAACCACAUUCUUCCACCUCCUCAUCCAACUCCGCUCCCUCGGCUACCCCUCCCACUGGCUCUCCGAAGCCCUCACCAACAUCCUCACCAACAAAGUCCUCACGACCUGUCGACCCCCCCGCGCAACGCCCACCUCCCCACAAGCCAUAACCCGCACCCACCGCGAGAAACACCUCAACACCACCCCCUUCAUAGCCGAACUCUCAGUCCUCACCCAAAUCUUCUCGCCCAUCCUCCCCUUCCUCCUCACCACGCCCCUCCCCUCCCCCUCCACCAUCAAAAAAUACACCCUCACUCUCCCCCCCUCAAACCUCACCACCGACCCCCACGCCCUCUCCGCGCACCUGGUGCUCGUCUUCUUCGCUCACGCCCACAUCCCCAAAGCAACAGCUUACCACCACGUCUCGAAUUUCCGCCCGUUGCUGGACCCGAGCUGGGGGGAGGUGGACACGGAUUUCGCGACCAAGGAGAAUGAGGCGUUGAGGGAGAAGGGAUGUGUGGUGUACUCGAGCUUUGAAGUGCAGAAGAAGGAGGGAGGAGAGGGGGAGGUGCGGGCUUGGAUUGAGGAGGGGAGGAUGGCUGCUAUGAUGGGUGAUGGAUGGGUGUGGGCGUUGUAUCGGGUUGAUACGUGGAGUCCGGUGGGGAUGGGUGGGGAUGUCGAAGGGUGUGUAGAAGAGGGAGGCUCUUGGGAGGGGGUUGUUUGAUGGAUGUUUGCCUUCUUUUCCUCUUUCUUUCAUCUUUUCUUUUUCACCUCACGUCUUUCCUUACUCUACCAAACGGACACCAGAACGAACACCAACCCCCCACCUGAAACGACGAAUGAACCACGACACGAGCCACGAUCCAGUACGAUAUGAAAACAAGAAAUAAAGAAAGAAAGAAAGAAAGAAAGAAAGAACCCUCGCCCACGCGAUUUCUCACACGAGAUUUUUGGUAGGAUCUCCUCUGCAUUUAUGAUUUUCCACACAUACACACACACACACACACAAAAAGAAACAGGGGGUAAGAAAAGAGAGGAGAAAUAAGAAAGAAAUGACAUGGCCGCGAGGCUAAAUGGGCGAAUGCGUGUUUUGUUGGUUUAUUAUUAUUAGAUUUUUGUUUUUGCUUUGAUUUUGAGAUGUUGGGUUUGGAGUUUGGUCUGUUGGGUUGUGUUAGUUGGGUUAUGUGGGAUCAUGUUAUGGAGGGGUGGUAGAUAGAAUGAAUAUGAAUUUGAUAUGAAUGAAUGAA